AUGUUCUACUAUCCCAAUGUUUUGCAACGCCAUACUGGAUGCUUUGCUACGAUUUGGUUGGCAGCGACUGGCGCGGGGAAACUCCUAAAGCGGGAAUACCUGAAGGUCAAUGUUCCACAAACAUGUGAGGAGAUCAUGGCGUUCAUUCUGGUCCGUGUCCCGCCACCAGUUCCUGGGGCACCCCGGCCCCGAUUCUCACUCUACCUCUCUGCUCAGCUGCAAUAUGGCGUGAUCCUGGUCUACAGUCGCCAAUGUCAAUAUCUUGUUGAGGAAAUCCAACACACCCUGGAACGCCUCAGCCGAGCUCAUCAACAGAUAAGGAUUGAUUUGACGGAUCUCGAGCAACCGGGGCUGCUCCUCCCCGAUCAACUGGCCCUGAUGGAAGCUCUGGAGGAAGCUCCUGAUCCCUUUUUUGGCAUGAUGGAGCCUGUGCUGCCCAGUCCUUUAUCCAUCCCUCAUAUCCGAGACAUCUUGGAAGCGCCGACUCCUGAAAGAAGCCCUCCGGAACGACCUCCUCCAUCCGUCCCACCUCGAAGGGCAGGAAAACCAGUCAUCACAGUCUCUCCUGAAGCGAUCACGCUCAAAGAAUCCGAGCCCAUCACCUUGCUGAAAAUUGAAGGUGAGCAAGAUCUCCCUGAAAUCACAGCUGGAGAGAUCGACUUGUUGGUGGAGCAGGAAGGAUUCCUGGUGCCCGGGGCAGAGGAGGGACCACUGUCCCCUCAAGUUGCUUUCAAGAAAAGGCGUGUGGAGGAAGAAUCUGUGGAGGAAGCCAGAGCACAAGAACCUUGGGUAUCCUUGGGGCUGUCGCCUCCGACAGGGAUUGUGGAGGAGACAUUGGCUGUGAAAGAAAUGGGGCUGCUGCUGAGAGAAGAGACCCAGCCCUCUGUCAGCGUUCCUCUGCAGCCUUUGGAGAUUACUCCUCCAGCACAGGAACCGAAGUUCCCACCUUCUCCCCGUUCACCCAGGAUUAGCCCCAAGAUAAAGCGACCCGCCCCGUUGAGUCCUGAGCUCCGUCUGCCUGAAUACGAGCCGUCUCCGCCACGCCCCUCUAAGCGGCGAAGGCAGCUGCGUUUCAUGGAUGUUGUGACCCAGAUUUCCCGGGAAGAUUUCCAGAAACAGAUUGCGGAUCCCCACACACAGUGCCAGCCACUGGAGAUGGUACUCCUGCCAGCAAAGAGAUUAAAGACUCCAGCAGAGCUGCUGGGCAACCCGACAUAUGGAUGGAUGCACCCCACUCUCCAUGGCUUCUGGUCCCGCUGCGCCCACGUCCAGCAGGUGAACUAUGCCAAGCAACGAUUCGCUGAGGAGGAAGCGCGAAGAGCUGAGGUCCCCAGUGAACUUGAGGAGUUGCGAGCAGCUGAAGAACCAAGUGGGCCUCCUGUGGGCUCCUCAGAAAUAUCCCUUGAGACAACUGAGGAAGAACCUCGUCCAAGCUUGGUGAUAACCGAAGAGAGGAUUCUGCUAGAACCAGAAGAAGGGAUCUUGCCCGUUGUGCCCGAACUCCCUGAAAUAAGUUUUGAGCUGCCCCUGGAGAAGGACGUGAUCACCUUGGACUAUGUCCGCAGGUUGGUUGCAGCCAGACUGGAACAGGUUGGAGAGAUCGAUUUUGAUCAGUUGGUGCCCUUGACGGCUUCUCGGGCUGUUGCCAGCCGGUUUUUCUACAUCUGUUUGGUUCUUGCUGCAGCUCAGAUCCUGCACCUGGAGCAAAUGGAGGCUUACGGUCCGAUCACCAUUAAACCAGGAUCUCAUUUCCCUCCCAGCUAAUCGAUUCUGCUCUGGAUCUUGUGUAACUCAUCAACCAGGGGAGCUUUGCUGUUCUGAUACUGUGCCCCCCCUGCAAAACAGCUGCCUCCUUGGGUGAGGAUUCAGGCUUGCUGGGAAGAAGCAUUUUGUGUUUCAGGUGAAAUUUUGGGUUAAACCAAUGCAUUUGCAGGUCUCGGUUAUUUGACCUCCCCUUCUUUUUAUAAAUAAAUCUGUUGAGUUUUAAA
Messenger RNA from Python bivittatus (Burmese python), 1988 nucleotides. It is a transcript of the gene REC8, whose product is annotated as REC8 meiotic recombination protein. The record is from RefSeq and is a predicted model, not a curated record. Gene Ontology annotation, biological process: meiotic sister chromatid cohesion; double-strand break repair. NCBI's taxonomy places the organism in Eukaryota, Metazoa, Chordata, Lepidosauria, Squamata, Pythonidae. Gene Ontology annotation, cellular component: meiotic cohesin complex. Gene Ontology annotation, molecular function: chromatin binding; protein binding.